This is a messenger RNA of Lutzomyia longipalpis, 1102 nucleotides long. It is a transcript of the gene P32, whose product is annotated as complement component 1 Q subcomponent-binding protein, mitochondrial. Gene Ontology annotation, cellular component: mitochondrial matrix. Bases 161 to 967 code for a protein of 268 amino acids. The transcript has 4 exons. Lineage: Eukaryota; Metazoa; Arthropoda; Insecta; Diptera; Psychodidae. The record is from RefSeq and is a predicted model, not a curated record. Gene Ontology annotation, biological process: cytosolic ribosome assembly.
UGAAAAUAAGUAUUUUUUUCUCCGCGGAAAAAACGCUGCGCAGUCCGGCGCAGUCGACGGAACUCCGCGAGUUAGAAAAAAAAGGGAAGAAUUGUGAAAUAAAUUCCUCCAUUUCCACCCGGUGCUUCGUAAAUCCUGUUUGAAUCCAGUGAGCGAAAGGAUGAAUAACUUGGUAAAGUCUGUGUUCAGGAUGGCUCCUCUGAGGACCAUAGCUGCACCAUUGCGUUCAUCGCUGGGAAGGAGGGAAUUUACCCGGUCAAUCUCACUUCUCACGCGGAAGCCGGAAGAUGUGAAUGGAGUCAAAUCCAUGAUUUGCAGCAAUCCCAGCUUCGGGUGUUCCUGUGGUUGUGGUGCAAAGUUCAUUCACACCAAAGGCGAAAGGGAGCUCGUGGAAUUCCUAACAGAAGAAAUUGUGGCUGAAAAGAAGGCCCAGAAAGUAAAAACCAUUCCUACGGAACUCGAAGGUUUCAAAGUCAAAUCUCAUGGGUCAGAAGUAGAGCUUACAAAGCAGACAGAUAAGGAAACGAUCAAGAUAUCCUUUAAUGUGAAUCAUACAGUGGAUACAGAGGAAGAGGCGGAGAUUGAUCCUUCAAUGGAUAAGCCCAAUUUGGCGGAGAUGAAGAGCAAGCCACAAUUUGAAAUUGACAUCAUCAGGGGGAAACAGACACUCUCAUUCACUUGCUCCUUCCUCCACAAUCAAGCAGAGGACGCAGAAGGAUACAAUGACAUCUUCGGGAUUGAUGAGCUCGUCCUCUACGAUGGAGAAUGGAAUGAGGAGGAAAACAACUAUGCUGUUGCCGGAGACGUUCUCGAUGGCUACUUGUAUGAUCUUCUGAUGAAUCUUCUCGAGGAGAAAGGCAUCAGCAAUGAGUUUGUGGAUAAAUUGUGUGAAUUCAGUACACUCUACGAACACUCCCAGUACAUUAGUCUCCUCGAGAGGCUCUCGAAGUUUACAAUUGGAAAGUAAGGAGAGCUGCGCACCAUGUGGAAGGAUUAGCAUCUAAAGAUUGAUAGUUUUUUUUCUCCAUAAAUGUAUUUUCUUUUUGUUACAAUUAUUUGCAUUGAAGUGCAGUAUGAAUAAAUUCUGAACAAUAGAGGUAAA